AGCACUGCUUUUGUUCAACACGAAUUGUUUAUCGAGACGAUUUUUUUUUUAACAUCCUACGGGGUUAUUAUCUGCGGAUAAAAUACAAACCGGAUCUUUUGACAAACCCGUCUUUAAAGUAAGAAGCAAACAUAAGUAAAUUUUGUAUUAUAUUACGGUUAAGUAAAACCGUAGUGUAUUUUUUAGUGUUGUGCCUGUGUUAUUUACGUGAAAUGUUUGCUGAAUUUAUUAAUUCGGGUAAGUGAGGUGAUACGGUUUGGAAACUGUGGUGGUGUGGUUAAACGAUGGCAUGGUUUAAUUCGUAGCUAAAGCGCAUGCAAAAACAAAGUUAAAAUUCCAAAUGUAGCGGGAAUGCAGACAAUAAGGCUGGAGGUACUGUGCUAUGGAUAAUGGACCAAACGCCCAAACGAAACACAAAGACAUUGUGUGCCUAAAAUCAAAAUGACAUUAAACUUUCCCGUUCUGUCAGUGAUGUGUGAGUGAUCGAAUCUCGAACGAACGUAAUGAACGGUUCGGGAACAUGGUGACACUGAUGCCCUGUGGGUACCUCGGCGGCGCCUCACCGCGCUGCAAUCUGGAUCACGAGCCUAAGGCAAAGCGAUCCCGGCCGGACGCGGGCACUGAUGUACGGUUAUCAGGCGAAGUCAACACAAGUCCUUGCGAAUCGGAAUCAACGUCUGACUCUCCACCUUCAUUGCUGCAGGAUGCAUCACUACCAGCUCUUUUAGUAUCGGGAGCUACAACAUUGUUUCAAAAUACAAAUACUUCAACAAAUACUGCAUUAAGUCUGACGUCUGUAGACAAUCUUGGCUUAGCAAACUCAGAAGUAGAAAGUUGUAGUUUACCGAACGGAUGCGUGACGAGCUCUUCACUAGCCGGUCUGGCUUUGCCCUUAACGUCAACUGGCGGAUUGUGUUCAACAACAUCAUCGUCAGCAGUUGCCUGGUUGAUGAAUGAGGAUAGCACGGGAGGUGGUGUUAAGAGCGAGGUCCGAAGCCCAGGGCUUUGCGAAGCAGACGUGGCGUUAUACGGAGAAACCUUACCCUACGACCAGUCCACAUUACCCUACCAGUAUUAUAAUAGUAUGCAACAGUAUGGGGGCGGUGGAACAGCGUCGUCAUACGUUGGGUCGACUCUGUACAACCAACCCUACGCUGCGUACCCGCCAGCGCACAACUCUAAUAACAGGUCGUCGUGCAAAGCGACGCCCACCUAUCUGAGCUAUGGCGUUGGCAGCAUGGGUACCGUGCCUGGUAACUUCGCCACGCAACCUUCACCAUACGCCUACCCUUCAUACAAUGGUGGUUUGACGCAAUCCUUUCCUAACAGUCAACAGGAAUACAGCAGUUACGCGGCGGGAUAUGCGGACCACAGUGUAGCACAAUAUGGCGGUUACUACGCCACUCCUAGUUACUCGCCCUAUGUAAGCUCACCAAGUAGCAGUGGAAGUGCUGGCCAUACUUCAUAUCAUCUAGGUGGCACUUUAUCAGAGUCUCCAUCGUCAAUGCUGCCAACUUUAACUGACACUCCGCUUUCUCCAAUCAAAAAUGAAGUCCAUGCUGCAAGUAGGAGAUGUAGAGAAAAUUCUGGUGAAAGCACAGUAAGCAGAUCAAGAGGCAGAGGUAGACGUAACACAUCUUCAUCACCAGCGCAACAUGUCCCUGAACCAGCUACAGAUAGAGUUUUUAUAUGGGAUCUUGAUGAAACAAUAAUCAUCUUCCACACUCUACUCACAGGCACAUAUGCAACUAAAUAUAAUAAAGAUACCCAACAGAUAGUGCAAUUAGGUUUUAGAAUGGAGGAACUAAUAUACAGCUUAUGUGACAUGCAUUUCUUCUUCAAUGAUGUUGAGGACUGUGACCAGGAACACAUAGAUGCAGUGGCGGCAGAUGACAACGGACAGGACCUUUCCGCAUACAAUUUCGCCUCUGACGGUUUCCACGCGGGCGCCGCACCCAACACCGGGUUAUGUGCGCCUGGUGUACGAGGCGGAGUGGACUGGAUGAGAAAAUUAGCAUUCAGAUACAGAAAAAUUAAGGAUACCUACAAUAAUUAUAGGAAUAGUGUUGGAGGUCUCUUAGGGCCAGCAAAAAGAGAACAGUGGUUACAACUGCGAGCGGAGCUAGAACAGGCAACGGACAAUUGGCUUACUCUUGCUUGCAAAUGUCUCAACAUGAUCAACUCAAGGGAAAAUUGCGUGAACGUGCUAGUUACGAACACACAGCUAGUGCCGGCGCUCGCUAAGGUAUUGCUCUUUGGCCUCGGCGGAGUUUUCCCGAUUGAAAACAUCUAUUCCGCUACGAAAACAGGUAAAGAAACUUGUUUUGAAAAGAUUAAGCAGCGGUUCGGCGAUCGGUGUACAUACGUGGCAAUUGGCGAUGGUCCCGACGAAGAAGACGCCGCUAAGAAAAAGAAUUACCCCUUCUGGAGGAUAUCGGGCCAUUCGGACAUCGCUGCGCUCUAUAACGCUCUCGACAUGGGCUUCUUAUGAUUUGCUGCUACCCUGGUACUUCGGUUCUCUUAGACUUGAAAUUUUUAGAGAAUUUAUAUGGAAAUUAAGAAUGAAAACCUGUAUUAGCCAUAAACAUAUCAGGGUCAGGGUAUUCUAGUCUCCGGAACCGAGUAGUCCGUCAAGGUUGACGUGUCACAUCACGUAUCAUUUAUCACGCAUACCUAUUAAAGUAUCAUUGGGCAUUCAGUAUAUUUCUUACCUUUGCGUAUAUUCUAAUCUUUACAAAAAAAACCUUAUCUAGCUCUACCUCUACCUCUCUUCUACCUCCAGCUCUAUUCUGUGUAAUAAACAAUAAACUUACAUUAUACCUAUAGUAAAAUGAAAAAUGUAGUAUGUAUAAAUUGAGUAAAAGAAAGACCGUCAGAGCUCUUUUGACGAGAUGCGCUGUUUACUUUUAUAUCAAAGGUUUCACAUUUGGUUUCACAAUUUUGGCAGGUGAUGCCAAAAUCGACAAACCAUGCAUACGUCAGUACAUAUCCCUGGUCAAUUAAAGUCAUACAAAUUUACUCGCGAUAUUCUUGUCCCCGACGGAAUUGACCCUGAUCCUGAUAAGUAUAGACUUUAUGGACUUUUUCGUUUAUUUAGACUAUACAACAUCGAGGCUAAUUUCAGAAAUUACUUAUCAUAUUGAAGGUCCUUUUGAACAUUUUGGAACAAACUAUAAUAUGUAGUAAUUCUGUGGUCAUACUCAUUUUUAUUCUACUUCUGUGUGGCGGUGGCAUUGCAUCUUGCAAUGCAGUGCAUCUUAAAAUGCCCUUUGUGGUAACAUCCCAUAAAGGCUCCAAGUCUGCUAUUACUCAAAAUCAAAGUCAAAAAUAUCUUUAUUCAAGUAUAGGAAAUUGUUAUCUUCUUAGCAUCAGGUGGGCCAUCUGCUUAGACCGUUAAUUAAAAGAGUGCAUUGCUGAUCAGAAAUAUACCGCCACAAACUUCUUUGACUGUUUGUUUCACAUAAUCUUUUCUAAUAUUAUAAAGAGGAAAUAUUUUUUUGUUUGCUUGCUACAAAUAUAAAACCGAUUUUGACAUUUCCUUUAGAAAGCUAAAUUUUUCACAAAGUAACAAGGUCUAUAAUUUUUUUCAAAAAAAUUUAAUAUCCUUAAGAAAUUGCAAUAAUGUGACACCUAUUAAUAGUACAUAAAAGUUAUGUAAUGCAUGAUUUAAGUACUUAUUAGUAUUUUAAUACGGUAAUUUUUUCAUUCAGUAUUUGCGUUUCUAUUUUAUGUCAUUGAUCGAGAUCGUCGGAUAUAUUACAAUAGCAGACUUUGGCCUCCGACUGCUGGUAUAUUAAAUGACUAAAGAUUUCCGAUAGUGGUGGCAUUUUGACGAUUAAACCAUAUCAAUAACCUAUAUACUAUAGCCUUAGUAGUACAUAUGCUCGCUCGCAAUCGAGGAGUCGUGGUAGUUUUAAAAACUGUAUCGUCAAAGUAAAAUGGACUUAAUAACACUCGUUUUAGAGUCGCCAAUCCUGUACUACUGAAGUUUUUUACAAACGUUCUAUCAAAAGUAAGAGAUGAAAAAUUGUAGGCAUAUUUGAGCUUUAAAUUUAUUCAAAUAAGACCCAUUUUACUCCGAUGUUCGAGUAUGUACAUACUAGGAAACGAUUCCUCGAUUAGCGAGAAAAUCUUGUACUAAAGCUACAGUGAGUACAUUUUUACUAUUAAGUACAUUUUUGUAUUCGUUUUGUAAGUUUUUGAGCUUUCACAUUUCUCUGCAAUGAUAACUUAUGAUUUAGUUUAAAGCUCAAAGUCAGCUCAAAACAUGCGACGGCGAACGUUUCUAGAUAUUUUUUGUAAAUAUUUAUUCAAUUGUAGUUCAAUAAAAAAUACGUUAGGAUUAUUCUAAUUCCAUUCCUACUACGUAAGUUUUUAUAAAUUCUAUACAAUGUACAGAUUAUUUUUAUUUUUUAGUAACUAAAAUUUAAAGUACAGACAUUUAGAUUCCAGGAAACUUUUUGCUUUUUAGUCUUUUGCUGAUGAAAUUGAUUUAAUCGAUUCUCAACCUUAAACAGUUAAAACAUUUACACUUUAACUUAUAUUUAUAAUAUUUGCUUUGGGAUUGAGUUGUAAACGUGUGAAGAUGCAUUUCAUACAUGCAUAAACGCAGUGGCUACCUUAAAUGGCCCGAAUUUCCCCAUCCCAACCGACGACCUCACUGGCGUAGUCGUGAGCACUGUGGUAACUCCCGGAUUCGAUCCCCGGGAUUCCGACAAAUACGUGCCGCGUGGUACGACAGUGUGUAGGAUUGCACAUCGCUUACCACGAGGUGUGAUUGCGUACAAGAAAAGAAAAUAAAAAUUAUGCCUAUUUAACAGGCACUUAUAAUAUUUUACCCACAGAAUGCUGGCCAAAUUUUUGAUACUACCUAUUCCGCGCAAAACCAUGUGCCAGCCACUGAUCUAAUCACCAUCAUUCAUUCAUGUUAUUAAAUAGUAUUUCUAUAAUGCACAAUAAAUUAUCAGAAUACAAGUUUAGAAAACUUUUCUCAAAAAAUAGCAUCAAAAUCGGUUGUUAUAUGAAGCAGUAACUAGAGGGAGUGCAGGGAAAACCUGUUGCUAUCUCACUCGCACUACAGUUCGUAACGUAUAAGAUGCUACUUCGUGCUUCUUUUUCUGUUUUUUUAUAAUUAUCUGAUAUGUAUUUGUUUUCUACUUUACAUUAUGUUCAAACUAACUAAUUGUAACCCUUCUUUGCGUACGAAAACAAAUUUAAAUUAUCUUUACGUUAUUUGCGUUAGAGAAAAAAGAGACAGUUAGUAUUUGAGUUCUUUCGUAGAUACGCAAAUAAAGUUGAUUUUUUUUCGGUUCGUUGGCCUAUGUUAAAAAAACUGAUUUGAGAAACUAGAAACUUUAUGUACUGUAUGUGUGUAAUUUUAGUAACAGCGACUCAAUUAUUACGUACAGACUUCUAAACAAAGUCGCUUUGUAAAAAAAACCCUAUCUCAUUUUAUAUUACAUAUAUUAUGUUAAUUUAAAUUAAGCUAAAUAUUUACUGCCAAAUAGCUGACAAUAUACUGCAAUAUUUAAAAAAUGUUAUUCUACGUUAAACACUACUAUAUUAAUGCUUUUUGAUGUUUUUUCAAUGUACAGAUGUUAUUUUGUAGUCAUACUUUCGACAGCUGUAAUAUGUUUUGUGUUUAACAUCAUUCUGAUGUAUCUGAAAUAUGUAUCUUUGUAAUUUGGAUUGUACACUUGUGUUUGUGGCUUAAGGGUCUUUUAAAAUUGGGGUGAGAAACGCACGGGACUCGAGCAGUCAACUUUCAAAUCAUUGUUAGAUACAGAACGUUCACAGUUAAAACUUCUACUUAAAUUAAGACACAUGUUCAAUUCGCGCAUGUGAAAUUGCGUCAGUUUGAAAUUCAAUAGCAAUUCGCUGUCUCGCUUAGACAGCGAAUAUUUGCUUGUCGCGUUCCGUGUAGGAUACGCCUCAGUUUCAUGAAGCCCCUGAAAUGGCCCUGGCUGGACUGCCUCGUUGCAAAACUUAUCUCCAGAUCAUUGUAUUAUUAUUGAUAGAUAACUUUUUAUUUCGCCAGUUGUAAUAGUUUAGAAGAAAUCGACAUCGAACAUAGUUUUCCAAUACCAAAUCCUAAUACCUAAGGGUCUUGAUUUUAUCUACAGCUAAGUUAACAUAGAAGCCUAGGUAGAUACAGUUUGACCAUUCGCACAUAUUGUGUCGCACACAUUUUAUUUUCAGAUUAGUUUAAAAUUUGGAUGGCUUUGUUUUUACCUUUCGCUCGCAAUGCUAACUGUACGUACAAUUUCAUAAGCACGCAGAUCUAAGUAAGUAUUAAACUAUUAUUUUUGUUUAGUACUUUUUGCACUGAAAGUGCAUAAAUAUAUAAAA
Molecule: messenger RNA, 6348 nt
Organism: Pararge aegeria (speckled wood butterfly)
Lineage: Eukaryota; Metazoa; Arthropoda; Insecta; Lepidoptera; Nymphalidae
Gene: eya
Product: eyes absent homolog 2
Exons: 15
Coding region: 521-2491 (656 amino acids)
Biological process (GO): positive regulation of DNA repair; cell differentiation; multicellular organism development
Cellular component (GO): nucleus
Molecular function (GO): protein tyrosine phosphatase activity
Source: RefSeq, a predicted model, not a curated record